AUGUCCACGAUGUUCAUGAAGUACUCCGGCUUCCAGAGGCGCAGGAGCAGCAUAAGGAAGCUGAGAAGUACAUCACGUUUGUUCCUGGGGUUGGGGAGGAGGAAAUCCCGCCUCGCUAAGAAGAAACGUCGCAAUUCCAUGCUGAAGAACACCUCUCGGUUCAUGGUUCAGUUUAAUGCCAGCAAGAAGGCCAAAAGAGCGAAGGUGGAGAAAGAGAAGGAGGAGAAAGAGAAGGAGGACAAAGCGAAGGAGGACAAAGCGAAGGAAGGCGAUGGGAAGAAGCGAACGUAUAUGCUGCUCCACCUGGCAGGAAAAGAUUCAAACGAGAAGAAGGGGGGCUUCUUCAAAAACCUAUUUGGGAAAAAGAAUGGCGACGGGCCUCUUGAAGACUUCAAGAACUCAAGCGCGUUGCUGGGUAAGGUUGCCGCAGCAACCAACUGGCUGACCAAACGCUUCCUGUCCACGAAAAUGCGAGGGAAUGAAAGACACCGCGGCGUGGGCGGAAAAAGAGCACGGAGUCGAUACGCCGCCUCCGGAGGUCAUCUUCGCGGUUACCAAAACAACGGUUAUGAGCACGAGGAGGAGGAGGAGGAGGAGGAGGCCUAUGGGUACGACCGUCAACGUUCAGUUGGCCAGAAAGGUUAUGGAAGCUACGAUGAUGGUUAUGAUGAUGACGGUGAGGAUCAGUUUGCUUACUAUGACAACGGGGAAGCAAGCUAUCAAGACAUGGGUUACUAUGAGGACGAAGGACUCUAUGAUCCAAAUGCAGAAUAUUAUGAAGGGGAUCUUUAUGAUGAGGGCAUGGGGGACUACUAUAACCCGUAUGCCUCCGCUCAAGGCUACUAUGACAACCAGGAAGCUCAUUACCACGGUUACCAGCUACAGCAGGCAAUGGCAGCGUAUGGUGACGAGGGUCCGGACCACUAUGCACUAAUGGGCGAGGACAAUGUGUACGGUGAAGAUGGCUUCCUUGACCCUCAGGCUCAGGGUUAUCACGAUGAAAACGGUCAAGGGGGUUACUAUGACAACGGGCAGGCAGGUUACUACGAGGACCCUUACGCAGCGACGAUGGGAAUACAAGGGGGGUUUCCCCCAGACUACCAACUCAGUUAUAAUGAUGCGGGCAUGCCCUACCAAGACUACAGCUCCCAGCAGGCAAUGGGGUUCCCGCCAGGGGCCCAGCAGUUCUCUGGCUUUGGAGGGCGAGGGAUGGAUCAGGUGCAGGGCCUGUAUGGGGACCAGUAUGCAGACCAGUAUGCUCAAUACGGGGAUGAUACCGUUGGAGUUCAGGGAGGCGAGAUGACUUUCAAGGUUCCGAGACCUCAGGUGCGCAUGUUUGGGAAAGAGCGCCUCCAUGUGACCCUGCACCCUCCACCUACUUUGCCACCUGAUCCAGAAUUUGAAGACAUGUCAGAAAUCCAGUAUGAAGACCAGAACCCUCUCGCACCAGGUCAUCCCGGUGACAUGUCGAUACAGCAGCAGAGAGGAAUGUCGCCACAACAACAGAUGAUGAUGUUGCCUCGAGAACAAAUGAUGAUGCCCCCACAUAUGAUGUCACCGCAGCAGCAGAUGAUGUCACCGCAGCAGCAGAUGAUGUACCAACAAGAACACAAUACGUCCACUCAAAUGAUGCCAUCGCAGCAACAGAUGAUGCCUCAACGAAUGAUGUCACCACAAGAGCAGAUGAUGAUGUCACGGCAACAGAUGAUGCCUCAACGAAUGAUGUCACCACAAGAGCAGAUGAUGAUGUCGCAGCAACGAAUGAUGUCACCACAGGUAAUUGUAGCUAAUGUUAUGAUGACAGAUCCGUUGUCACAGCAACAGGGUUAUGGAGCAGUGAUCCCUACUCCAACUGCUAUGAUAAUUAAGCAAGCAAGUAUGUCCCCCGGUCCUGCACGGCGCCUGAAACCCUCUCCGACUCCAUCCCGCCGCUCUGUCAUCAUGCCCUCCCCACAGAUGCACCGCCAUCCUUCUGCCAGGGCCUCCCCGGUACCCGGUCCCAUGCUUCCACAGAGACGCAGUCCCUCCCCACAACCAUCCAUAAGGAGGGGCUUCAGAAAUGCCCAAAGACCCCCCUCUGUUAUGUCGAGACAAAUCUCACCACCUGCGUCUCCCAUGGUCUCCCCCCACGACCUUUAUACAAUGCAACCUCAGAGAUCCCCGUCUCCCAUGGCUCGAGGACCCUCCCCCCCUCACUCUCCUCGUGCCUCCAUGAUCCGGCGAAGUCCUCCACCCUCGGCAAGAGUGUCAAUGAGACAUCGUUCUCCACCUUCCUCACCCCGUGCGUCCACGAGGAGGCAAAGUCCUCCAGCCUCACCCACUCUAGCCCGCAGCCCAUUUGGGGGAAGGAAGAUGCAUGGUCCGCCCUCCCCUUCCUUCUCCCCUGGUCGUGCAUCUCCCCCUCACUCUCCACAGCGCAGUAGAAGACCAUCUCCCGCUCCCUCGCUUUCUCGUCGCAGUUUGUCCCCGACAGGACCGCGGCCCGCCCCGUCAUCUCCGACACUGUCUCGUCGCUCAACCAGGCUGCACAGGGACCCCACACCAUUGGCCCGGCCCAGGAUGGGGGGAAAUGUUCCUUUAGGUACCGUCAGGCCCUCACCAAUGGGCCUCCGAGGGCGCCCGAUGCCCCCACCCACCCAGAACGUACGUCCAUUCCGUGCUUCCUCCCUACGAAGCAAUAGGUCUUCGGUUCUCACUGUGGAGUCCUCCCUCUCCUCCCCGUUUCACUCCCCUCACAUGGUCCACCGCGCUCCCCAGCGGAGGAGAGAUUCGGGUCAAUUUCACCCUCGCCCUGUGGCCCGAGGACGUCCCCUCAGGGCCCAGCAGUCGAUAAGAAGGAUGCCUCCUGCCUCUCCACAGCCCUCCCUUAAAUACAUGCCACAGCCUGCAUCCCCACGCUUCUCUCCUCGACUUUCUCGUCAGUCUUCCCCUCACCUGCCCCCUCGAUCUGCCCACCCACCCACUUAUGCGCCAGAAACAUAUGUGUCUGGCCACUAUGCCGAUCCUUAUGGUGAUCCAUCAAAUCAGUUUCUCGCCCCCUCUUCUCUUAUGUUAUCUGGCGCUUUGCAGAACCAGGCUAUCAGACAGGCGUCUUUCGCUUCCCCAAUCGACCCAGAGCCAACCCAGAUGGUAGACAUGGGAGGUGGGAUUGUUCCAGAAUAUAUGGAACCUUAUGCGCCAUCAUCCCCUUCGCUGUCCGGUGCAUUGCAAAACCAGGUAAUUGGGGACGCGUCCUUUGUUUCCUCACUGCAGACACCAAUGUCCCCUUAUGAGCAGCCUAUGGCCCCUUCGUCACCCAUGCUGUCUCAUGCUAUGCAUAAUCAAGCUAUAAUGGGUGCAUCUUAUGUUUCACCUUUACAAAGGCCAAUGUCUCAUGAACAGCCGAUGGCCCCUUCUUCCCCAGUGCUGUCUGGAGCUCUGCAAAACCAGGCAGUGAGAGAAGCCUCCUACGUGUCUCCACUCCAACGCCCUCAGUCCUCUGUACCGUCCACUCCCAUGCUGUCUAGAGCCAUGAGACAUGGUCAGGCACUGAGCGGUGUGGCUUCUUAUCAGACUCCACAGAUCCAUUCACCAUACGGACCAACCGUUGUCACUCCAUACGAUUACAUCUCUGAGCCGGGCCCAUCGCCACUGCUUCAUGAUGCCCUACAGAACCGUUCUCCUUUGCAGAAUGUGUCCUCUUUACGAUCCCCUGUGAUGCAACGCCGUAACCCUUAUGCACCAGCUGGGCCUCAGCUGCACGAUGCUCUCCAACAGAACCCAAACGUACGCCAAGCAUCCUAUCGGACACCCGUGCAACUUAGACAGUCCCCGUAUGGACCCCCACCACCCUCUUCACCAAUGUUAGGAGGUGCCCUGCGAAACCAACAGUUGAUGCAGGCGUCGUACCGACUGCCAGAUGGAUCCUUGGUGUCACCAUACGCAGCUUCACCUUCCUCCCCAUUGCUUGGCCGUGCCAUGCAGAACCAACAAGUCCGUGGAGCCUCGUACACCUUGCCCGAUGGAUCGGUUAUCAGGGACCAACGUAUCCCCCAGAAGCCAAUGUCUCCGGACCUUUCAAGAGCACUUCGGAACCAGAAUGUCCGGACUGCUACAUAUACUCUCCCCGAUGGCACCAUUAUAGACCCGAGACAGCAACAAUCCAUUUCCCCAAACCUGGCCAAGGCUCUAAGCAACCCAGCUUUGCGCGAAGCCUCCUAUACUCUCCCUGAUGGUACCAUUGUGAUUGACCCCAAGACACCAAAGUCCCCGAACCUAUCAGCAGCACUUCUGAACCCUUACCUGAAAAGUGCAUCUUACACCCUGCCCGAUGGCACGGUCGUCAUUGAUCCACGGAAACCUCUGUCUCCAAACCUCUCCGGCGCCCUUCAAAGCUCUGCCCUGCGGAGCGCCUCCUUCAGGCUACCGGAGGGGGUCCAUGACCCCAAUAGACCCAUUUCACCCAACAUGUUGAAGGCCCUCAGCAACGUAGCCUUGAAAGGAGCUUCAUACACCCUCCCAGAUGGAACUAUUAUAGUGGACCCAAGGAAACCAAAGAGCCCCAACCUGACAGCCGCCCUGCAGAAUCCUUAUCUAAAGGGUGUGUCCUUAACCCUGCCUGAUGGAACCAUCAUCAUCGACCCACGAAAGCCAGUUGGCCCUAACAUGUCUAGAGCUCUUAUGAAUACGAACCUUCGUCAUGCUUCAUACCACCUCCCUGAUGGCUCCCUGGUUAUGCCUGGCCAGAGGCCCUCCGGUCCCGACCUCUCAGCCGCUCUGAGGCAAAACCAAUCACUUCGGUCUGCAGGUCUCUAUCAUCUCAGAGACAACUCUGGCCUGUCAGCGGCACCAAAACCCAACCCUCCCAAUCUUGCCUCUGCUCUGCGUAAUGACGAACUCCGUGAUGUCAAAUACAGGCUGCCUGAUGGCUCUAUUCUCACACGCCAGUUCCACAUCCCGAACCUGUCUGAAGCCGUCCAGAACCAGCAGCUUCGCUACGCCUCAUACAGGGUGCCAACGGGCCUGCAGGGUGAGGAUAGUCGCUACGCUGUGGUGCCACCCUACGGGCCGAGCUCAGGACACUGGGCCAGAAAUGCCCGAGGUGAAGGGCAAGGAGGGGAAGACGUGUGGGCCGCUGAGAGGGUUUUACCACAUGGGACCGUCCAGAAUCUGUCAAAGUGGUCCAUGUACAAAGAAGACGGGGUGUUAGAGGGGUAUUCGCCCUCACCUGGACUGGUGGGCGAACUGAUCCAGGACCCAAACUGGACCCCCGACAGAGAUCGAGUACCUGGCCAAAGCUGGUACGACAAGAUCUUCUCUAUCCUCAGCAUGCCCACAACAGGCCACAGGACGAAAAGCUGGGCGGAGGGAAUGGAAGACAUGACACAGCUGCCGGAGCUGAAUGACACCACAGUUCUGAUGAACCUGAAGAAGCGCUUCGACCAGGAACUUGCAUAUACCUACAUCGGCAGCAUCCUCGUGUCGGUGAAUCCCUACAAGUUGCUCAACAUUUAUGGCACAGACAUGGUGCUUCAGUAUGAAGGUCGCGGCCUGAGUGACAACCCUCCCCAUCUUUUUGCCAUUGCUGGUCUCUCUUAUACCACCAUGAUGGAUGCCAAAAAGGACCAGUGUAUUGUGAUCAGCGGAGAAAGCGGCUCAGGAAAGACCGAGGCUACUAAACUGAUCCUGCGUUACUUGACAGCCAUACAUCACAAAUGCAACGUCACACAGCAGAUAGAGAUCCUGGAGGCCACGCCCCUUUUGGAGUCAUUUGGGAAUGCCAAAACAGUGCGCAAUGACAACUCUUCACGCUUCGGCAAAUACACGCAGAUCUACAUGGAGGAGGGGGUAAUCAGCGGUGCCAUAACGUCCCAGUACCUGUUGGAGAAGUCGCGCAUUGUCUUUCAGGCCAAAUCGGAGAGGAACUAUCACAUCUUCUAUGAGAUGCUGGCAGGUCUUCCUCCUCAUGAGAAGCGCUCGCUGUAUCUCCAGGAAGCUGAGACGUACUACUAUCUGAAUCAGGGAGGAGAUUGUACUAUCGAGGGGAAGGAUGACGGGGACGACUUCAGGCGUCUGCUGAACGCCAUGGACAUCCUGCGUUUCACCCCAGAGGAGCAAAGCAGCAUCUACAGACUGCUGUCCUCCGUCCUUCAUCUGGGGAACAUCUUCUUCCAGACACACAAGGCUGAAGGUCAGGAGGUCGCGGCGGUGGUGAGCACGCGGGAGAUCAGGGUGGUCGCCGAGCUGCUGCAGGUGUCACCUGACGGCCUGCAGAAGGCUGUCACCUUCAAGCUGACCGAUACAGCCAGGGAGAAGAUCUUCACUCCGCUCACAGUGGAGAGUGCCGUGGAUGCCAGAGAUGCUGUUGCCAAGAUCCUCUACUCGCUGCUGUUUGGUUGGCUGACGGAGCGCAUCAACGGACGGGUCUACCCUCGCAACGACGCCCUCUCCAUCUCCAUAUUGGACAUCUACGGAUUUGAGGAGCUACAGGUGAACAGUUUUGAGCAGCUGUGCAUCAACUACGCCAAUGAAACUCUGCAGUUCUUCUUUAAUAAGGUCGUCUUCCAGGAGGAGCAGGAGGAGUACAUGCGGGAGCAGAUCAAGUGGCAGCAGCAGCCCUUCAGCCUCAACCAGGCCUGCCUCGACCUCAUCGCCGCUAAGCCUCAUGGGAUACUGCGCAUACUGGACGACCAGUGCGGCUUCCCUCAGGCAACAGACCACACCUUCCUUCAGAAGUGCCACUAUCACCAUGGAAACAACCCGCUGUACGCCAGGCCAAAGAUGCCACUGCCAGAGUUCACCCUGAAACACUUUGCUGGGAAAGUCACGUACCAGGUGCACAAAUUCCUGGAUAAGAACUUCGACAUGGUCCGCCAGGAUGUGUUGGACCUCUUCAUCCAGAGCAAGAACAGAUUGGUAUCCGGCUUCUUUUUAAAGCAUUCGGAGUACGCGUCUAGCGUGCGGCGCAGCAGCGCGGCGCGCCGUCAUCACGCCGACACGGUCAGCGCAAAGUUCCAGAGCAGUCUGCAGGAGCUGCUGGAGAAGAUGGAAAGGUGUAACCCUUAUUUUGUGCGAUGCAUCAAGCCAAACCACCACAAGGAGCCAGGAGUGUUUGACAUGGAGCUGGUCAACACUCAGCUGCAUUACUCUGGCAUCAUGGAGACCAUCCUCAUCAGGAAGGAGGGUUAUCCAAUCAGAAUGCACUUCCACCGCUUCCUGACCAGGUACAAAGCCCUGCUCUGCCUGAAGGAUCCUCCGCCUGCAGACGGAGAGAACUGUGUCGUCAUGCUCCACAAGCUCUGUCCGGUCAAGAGCGGCUCAUAUCAGCUGGGAGUCAGUAAGAUCUUCUUGAAAGAGGAGCUGUAUCAGCUGUUGGAGGGGAAGCGCGACCGAUUGCUCGACAUCGCCGCCAUGACGCUGCAGAGAUACACCCGAGCAUGCUUCGUCCAAAAGAAUUUCGCCAAGACGCGCCGCCGCUUGAUCCUGUUUGAAACUCGCUGCAGAGGCUACCUGGUCAGAAGAGAGUUUGCUCGGAGGAGGAAGUACCUCAUCAGGCUCCGCUCCGCCGUGCUGCUCAUCGUCAACCGCCAGCGUUACAUGACGACAGUGGUGGAGCCUGCGAGGAAGGCAGAGGAGGAUCGCGUCAACAGAGAGGUGGUGAAUGUGACAACGCUGCUUAUCCCUGCUGAGCUGGCAGUUCUGAUACAGGCGGCUUCAGGUGGUGAAGAGCUGCAUUCUGGCUGCUUGGCGGUGGUCCAGGCUCCAAAGGUUCAGGUUGACCCCCAGCUGACCCUGCCCCUGGAUAUCAACAACUACCUCAUGACACACUACGUUCGGGCCAUAUUUAGGGAGCCAAUGUUUGGGAUGCUGACAGCCCCGCUGGAGAGUUCACUGAUUCGAAUGGAUGAGGAGCUAAAAGAAGAAGCUCUGAACAUUUUCACUCUGAUACUAAGAUUCAUGGGGGACCCGAACUUGAACGGGGUUCAGGAGAACCUGUUUGGGAACUACAUCAUCCAGAAAGGACUUGCCAAUCCCAGCCUCCGAGAUGAGAUCAUGGCUCAGGUAGCCAAUCAGGUGUGGAGGAAUCCUAACAUCUUGAAUUCAGAGCGGGGGUGGCUCCUCCUGUCCUGCUGUCUCUCUGCCUUCCUGCCCUCUCAACGGCUCGCCAAGUACUUGCUGAAGUUCGUGUCUGACUUCGGGCCGGAGGGCUUCGGCUGUGUGUGUCAGCACCGUCUGCUUCAAGCUCUGCGGCGGCUGAACGUCGGGCCGGAGUACGACCGGACGUACCCGCCCUGUCUGCUGGAGUGGACGGCCAAUCGCAAGGGAGCGCACGCCGUUCUGCACGUACACUGUUUCGAUGGCGUGUCCUUCCUGUGUCCUCUACACUCCUGGACAACGGGAGAUGAAAUGGCAAAAGACAUCUUACAACACAGGGGCGUGGUGGAUGGUCGUCGUGGCUGGUCGGUGCUGCUGAAGGAGCCGGCUCAGUGGGUGGAGCUAGAGGGCUCGGACUACGUUCUGGACCUGAUGUCGGACCUGGAGCUUCCUGCUCACUUCCCCAAACGCAGCAGCUACUUCAUCAUCUCGGCACAGGAGCCGAGCAGAGUGCGGCCCAACGCCAGCAUAAGCCUGUUGGGCAGUGGGUUUGACAUGAAGGAUGAUUUCAUGUCUUCAGUCUUACAUGGCUCCGAUGGACGAGACUUUGAGCCUCAGAGAGGGAUGGACCGUUACCUGGACAGCCUGUUUGACCCGGUGCUGGCUGAGGGGACCGGAGAAGUGGAAUCGGCUGCAGGACUGUCCAGCAGGAUGAAGGGGGCGGGGGGAGUCGGAGAGGGGUGGCAACAGCAAGACCCGUCAACCGGCACCCCACCUCCACCUGGGGCUGUGCAAGUCCUUCCUGUGGGAGGCAUGAUGUCGCCUCCAGUUGCUGCUGUGGCACCUGUACCACCUGAUGCCCAGCAGGCUGUUUGGGCCCGCCAGCAGCAGGCGAUCGUGGACCAGCAGGCCGUCAUGGCCCAGCAGAUGACCAUGCAGGCCAUGGCCAUUAUGACGAGCCCCCCCACCUCCCCGAUGAUGAGCCCUCCCAUGAGCCCCGUGCUCCACCACCCUCCCAGCCCCUACGCCGUCAUACCCCCGAGUCCGUACGCCAACUUCCCGCCCAGCCCCUACGCCAACUUCACUCCGUCUCGCUACGCGGCCGCGGCGGGCGUCCCGCCCAGGCGUCCUGCCCCGGCCCGGCCGGAACCAACCCCGUGGCAGCUUCAGGCUCGGCUUCCCGCGGAGCCCCAGACUCAGACGAGCUACACCGAAACGAACACAACGGAGCCAGCUCAAGCGAACGCUGCCGCACGGGUUCAGUCGGGUGAGGACAGCGUCCCUCGGAGGAAGGCUCCCGGCGUCCCCAUAAACAAGGACACACCAGUCAGAAAGUUUUCCCCCGUGGUGACGGCUGUUCCGCCCCCUGCUGGAGAGGCGGUGAAGUACUCUGCUCGGUGUUCAGAUGACGUCGUCCCCAGCCAAGACAUACAAGACAUCAUCAAAAGGUACAACUCCCCACCUCCACCGGGAGACCUGCUGCCACACGAGAGGAGGAGACUAGAGAGGAAGUUUAAGAAGAAGCAAACCCCUCGUGAUGAAGCUUUACAGAUCCUCAAGCCGCAGAUGGACAACCCUCCUGCUCUACAGCCCAAACGUGCUGCUGCCCCCCCACCGUCUGCGACCGCAAUGACGGAGGCGGGAUUUAAACCCACCAGGAGCACGAAGACGAAAGCUCCCCUUCGUCCUCUCCCUCUUCCUCCUCCAGUUUCUCGAGAGCUUCCCGUCGAGACCGAGACCACCCAGACGCAGCUCCAUCAGAGAACCAACGAGGAGCACUACACCUACACCAAUGUUCCCUGGAGACUGUACCUCAGGAAGGAGGUUUUUUAUCCCAGAGACAGCUUCAACAAUCCUCUGGUGCUGGACCUCAUUUUCAAACAGAUCGUGAACGACACCCUGUCAGAGGCGUGUGUCCGCAUCACCCGGGAUGAAAGGCAGAGGAUGAAGGCUCUGUUCGUGAAACACGGGGUGGAGCAGAAUAUGGAUCCGGUGGAGGAGCGCGUGAAGAAAACGAUCGUGACGGCUGCCAGAGAAACCUGGGAGAUAUACUUCUCCCGUCUGUUCCCUGCAUCGGGUAGUGUAGGAACAGGUGUGCAGGUGUUGUCGGUGUCACACGGCGGUAUAAAGCUGUUGAAGACCGUAAAAAGCAGCGCUGCAGCUCCAGACUACUUCAGAGUCCUACGACCUUACACCUACGCAGACAUCCUGUUCGUCACCAUCCCGUCUGAAAACAUGCUGGAGUUCAAUCUGACCAACGAGAAGCUGAUCCUGUUCUCAGCCAAGGCGCCGCAGGUCAAAGACCUCAUAGACACCUUCAUCAAUGAGAUCAAAAAGGACUCGGAUUACGUGAUCGCAGAGCGAAACUUUGUGACAGACGACCGCUCGAAACUCAGUUUUCACAAAGGCGACGUCAUCCGGCUGCAGGUUAUGGACGGACUGGAGAGGGGUUACAGCUACGGCUGCGUGGUGAGGAAGAAGGUGGUGUUUCUGGAGGAUCUGAAAAGAGACACUCAAGACUUUGGGUGGAAGUUCGGUGCCGUGUUCGGCCGCUGCGGCGCGUUCCCGGCCGACUGCGUCCAUCCCGUCGCUCCUCCCGACUUCCUGUCGCUGCGCCUGGACCGCCGGGCGGAGCCCCGAGGAGGGGCGGGGCAGUUCGCCGCGUCAUCGGCGGUCGCCGUCGCCGUGGCGUCCACCGUGGCCGCGCACGAGAUAGAUCAAACGCUCGAGAAGGUUUCCCUCGACGGCUUCGCCGAAGGAGAUCUGGAUGAGAGGGCCCUGCAGGACAGUAAAUAUGACAUGUUGGAGUUCGCCAACAACUUCUUCAGACGAGAAACCAGCGGGAAGGGAGAUUCCCUGAAGAGCAAAAGCAAGAACAGAGAUCUCAGAGAGCCCGCUGAAAUGAUCAAGUUCUCCAAGGUCCCUCUGACUGAGUCUCUGAUCGAGUUUAUGGAUCCAGCCAUGAACAGAGUGGCAGCUGAUCUCUUCCUGUCGGUGAUGCGUUUCAUGGGUGACUCUCCAUCGAGGGGACUGACAGAACAGGAAUUGGUCAACAUUGUCCUCAAGCUCAUAGCAGAGUUCACCUUGAUGAGGGAUGAGGCUUACUGCCAACUCCUCAAACAGCUUACGGCUAACACCAGCUCCAAACCUGAUAGUUGCCAACGAGGCUGGAGGCUGCUGUACAUCCUGACCGCCUUCCAUCGCUGCUCUGAGGUCCUCAAGCCCUUCGUGCUGAAGAACCUGCAGCAGGCGUCCCGCUGCGCCGGCGUGCAGUAUCAGGGCAUCGCUAAAGCGUGUGAGCAGAACCUGAAGAAGACGUUCCGGUACGGCGGCCGCACGGUUCCACCCAACGGCAUGGAGCUGAAGGCCGUGAUGGCGGGACGGAGUUCAAAGCGUCAGCUGUUCCUGUUUCCUGGAGGCAUCGAGCGCCACGUGAAAAUCAAGACGUGCUCCGUUGCCCUGGAGGUGAUUGAGGAGCUGUGCUACGAGAUGGGUUUGCACAAAUUGGAGGCCAUGGAAGAAUACGCCAUAUUUUUAGUCACCCACAAAGGUCAGAAUGUGCGUCCUCUGAACCGACACGAGUACAUCCUGGAUGUGGCGACGGAGGCCGAGGCGGUGGACACCAGCUACAGCUUCUGGUUCCGACGGGUCGUCUGGACUCAGCCGCUCGCGUUUGAGAACGAGUUCUGUGUCGCCACGCACUUCAACCAGAUCCUGCCGGACUACCGUAAAGGCCUGCUAAAUGUUCUAACACAUGGAAAAGUGAGCGAUCAGCAGUUCCACCAGAUCUCCAAACUGGCGGCUCUGCAGCACAGAGCCAAAGACAGCGUCUUCAUCCCCAGCAUACAUGAACUAUCGGAGUACAUCGCCACACCUCUUUUUAAGAAGCAGCCACCCCAGCAGUGGGUUACCAUGGUGACGCAACACGUGCAGCAAGUGCAAAUCCUGAGCCCGCACCAGGCCAGAGCACAGUUUAUGGGGCUGAUCAGUGCGUUCCCCAUGUUCGGCUCCUCGUUCUUCUACAUCCAAAGCAGCAGCUCCACCACCUUCUACGCCCCCUGCAUCGUUGCCGUAAACCAACACGGCCUCCACUUCCUGCACAAAAACACACACGAGCUGAUGGCAGCGGUCCCCCUGGUGGAGGUGCAGUCCAGCCGCACCCAGAGGCCCACUGCUGGAACAAGCUACCCGUAUGUAGACCUGACCCUGGGGGACAUGAACACACAGCGGGUCAUUCAGCUGCAGCUGGAGCAGGGCCUGGAGUUGUGUCGAGUCAUCGCCAUGCAGGUGGAAAACAUGAUGUCCGUGCGGGAGAGGCGACUCACCCUGCCACCCAGUGAACUCACCAUGUUAUAGCACACACAGUCGCAUGGACACACUAAUGCAGAGGAAACCUUUAUAAAUAGACUACCUCUUCUUGCCUUCAGGGGUUCUAAUAUCAUAUGUGAAUGCAUAAGUGGACCCCGAAGUCAGUCUCACUUUUACUAGAUUAUCAUACUGCAUUCACUGAACAAAGUGCAGACUGAAGACAGUGAAAAGUAAAUAUCAGUUCAGAUUGAAACCUUUAUACUUGCUACUGUAGUUUUGAUUGAUGAAACAUUAGAGACUUUUUAGAAUGUACAGAAACUGUUAAUGAACAGUGAGGCAGCUUCACGGGCCGUGCCUUGUCAUUACAACGUUUUAUAACUGAUAUCCAACAUGUUUUUUAAUUUAUUUUUAUUUAUACAGUUUAUCAGAAAAAUGCAAUGUUAGUCAAACAGUUGUUGUAUUCAACCAAUGUUAAUGCAUCGAUGUUCUUGUUUUGUAAAGAAUAUUUUAUCUAAAUAAAAUCAGCUAUUUUAAAAGAGAAA
This is a messenger RNA of Pseudoliparis swirei, 12923 nucleotides long. RefSeq names its product myosin XVAb (gene myo15ab). Lineage: Eukaryota; Metazoa; Chordata; Actinopteri; Perciformes; Liparidae. Gene Ontology annotation, molecular function: protein binding; ATP binding; cytoskeletal motor activity. The transcript has 74 exons. The record is from RefSeq and is a predicted model, not a curated record. Bases 1 to 12429 code for a protein of 4142 amino acids. Gene Ontology annotation, cellular component: cytoskeleton; myosin complex.